UGGGUAAGGCGACAUUUCCUGCCCUCGGGGCCCGGGGUGAGAGAGAUGAGUUGCUGAGUGUGCACAUCUUUUCAGAGCACAGACACACACCCUGCUGUGGGGGUUCCGUUCCCAGGCUGGGCCCCAUGGAGUUCCCCCUGGCCCAGAUAUGCCUCCAAGGAAGCUGCAAAGCCCCUGUGCCUACCUUCAGCACCUUCCAGCCCGUGGAACUGUCCCACAGGAGCUGCCAGGACGUGGGUUUGCUUCAGGGGCCCAGACUCCAGGCCCUGAAGGCUGUGGAGGCCCCGCUCGGCCCCAGGGUCCCAGCCGCCCACGCUGCUGUGAGUGGGACCCCAUCUGGCACAGCAUCUGCCUUGGCUCCCAUCCCCCCACCGGCAUCACCUCAACCUCCAGGGGCUGCCUCCAGCCCAGAGGAUGCUGGGAAAGCUGAGGAGGUGCUUGAGGAAGGAGUCCAGUCCCUGCAGGCUGAGACACGGGCUUGGUUCCAGAAGACCCAGGCCCACUGGCUCCUGCAGCACGGGGCAGCCCCCGCCUGGUUCCACGGCUUCAUCACCCGGAGGGAGGCCGAGAGGCUGCUGGAGCCCAAGCCUGAGGGGUGCUACUUGGUCCGGUUCAGUGAGAGCGCUGUGACCUUCGUGCUGACCUACAGGAGCCGGACUUGCUGCCGCCACUUCCUGCUGGCCCAGCUCCGGGAUGGGCGCCACGUGGUGCUGGGCGAGGACAGCGCCCACGAGAGGCUGCAGGACCUGCUGCGACACUACACGGCGUGCCCGCUCAGCCCCUACGGGGAGACGCUCACAGAGCCCCUCGUCCGCCAGCAGACACCUGAGCCUGCAGGACUUUCCCUGAGCUCUGAAAUGCCAGAUUCUGGAAACAAGGAUACACACCCUCAGUAUAGCCCGAUCGUCAAAAAGUUGCAGAACAUGACCCCCACGCAGAAGGAGGGGGCCGGGGAGCCCAAGGAGCUGCCCAGGCCCAAGCCUCCCGUGCCCGCCAAGCCUCAGCUGCCCCCCGAAGUCUACACGAGCCCGGCCCCGAGGCCCCGCCCGGCCCCGCCCCCCAAGCCCUCCAACCCCAUCUACCAGGAGCCCGACGAACCCAUCGCCUUCUACGCCAUGGGGCGGGGCAGCCCCGGGGAAGCCCCCAGUAACGUGUACGCGGAGGUCGAGGCGCAGGUGCCGCCGGGCGCUGCGGGCCCGCCCUGCGUCCUCGGGCACCCCGCGCUGCGCAAGUGCAGGUCCAGGCCGGUCCCGGGGGGCCAGAACCCAGGCGCCCGGCAACCGCACGCUGAGAACUCUGUGACCGGACAAGGCCCUCCCGUGCCCCACCAGCCCCUGCCCUGCUGGGGGCACACCCUCCCCCACAAGCUUUCUAGACAGAGGACAGAGGACAAAGGACAGACGUGGCUUUCCCUGGGGCCUCCUCAGUAGCCGGUGAGUCUGAGCUGGGGGAGGAUAACCUAGAAGGAUAACACCAGGUCCACAGACCUUUGCACACCAGAUGCCCUUCUCAGGAAAUGUGUGUGGAACAAACCAUAGUCCACCAGAGCUAGCAAGGACCUCAGCCGUCAUCUACUGCAAAGAUGGCGCAAAGGUGUCAUCUUGCAUGCCAAUUGCCACCCAUUGGUCGUGGCUGCCUGGAGCCCUGCACUGGGAAGGAUGUUCUGGUCAUCUCUGCACUCAGCAGAAAAGAACAUCAUGAUUGAUUAGUGAUGUCUGCCGCAGGCAGGGAGGCAAGAGGAGCAGUGUCUCCUUUGCCCUUACUGAGCCAGGCCAAGUCCCUGGCGGUGCAGAUAAGGAGACAAAGCCUGAGGGGGAUAGCGACUCGGCCCAAGCCGAGGACUAGAACCCAGGCUGCUUCUUCCCCUGUCUGGCACCCUGUCUCUUACCCCGCAUCCUCCUCUCCGCAGGAAAUGUCUGAGAUUUCCUCAGAUAGGAAAUCUGGCUACUUUCCAGAGUUCCACGGCACGGAGGUCUGGGUGCCGGUUCCCUCCUCCAGAUCCCACCUCGGCCCUGUUCUCUGGACAGGUCUGGGCCCCCCAGGGAAGCCUGGAGUUCGAGGAGCAAAGGUGGACCCGGCUCCCUAGUAGGGACACACGCACUGGUUCCGUCCUGAGUCCCCGAGAAUCUGGCAGGCCUCUGAGGAAGUGUGCUAGGGCGGCCCUGCUGCCCCCCACUGCCCUGGCUUCUCCUCCCGGAGUCCGAUUUCCUUGGCCCUCUGAGCCUUUGGGUCUGGGCCCUGGUCCAAUGCUGCUGUUGUCUGAGGAAUGGUUUGGCGAGAACAGAUGUUAGAACUUGUUUGUUGAUUCUCGUCUGGCUAAUAAAUCAUCGCCAACCACCUCCCCCCACAGGGAUCAAGUGCUCCAGUCUCCUUCUGUCUCACUCUCUCUCCUAUCGUGGAAGGCAAGGGGUUGAACUGCCAGCGCAGUGGGGGCAGCGGGUCUGCGGGUUCCAGGAUACCUGGGCAAGGGUCACAAAUCUGGGGGCUGGGGGACUGCAAGGUAGGGAGCCGCGAAGUCUUUCUUGGCUGGGCUGGCAGGUACCCACGGGCAGAGGGGCGGUUGCAUCACCUGGGGGCGCCAGGAAAGAAAGAGGGGCAGGAAGGAGAGGGGAAGGCCCUGCACCUCCUUCCCCAAACCCCUACCAGUAGAGGACUGGGGGGCCCCUGCGGUGGCACUGGGGACUCUCUCAGCCAGGCUGCGUCUGCCCACAAGCUGCUCGAGGCUCUGGGUGCUCCUGUGGUCCCAUCGGGGCAGCUGGUCCUUACACUCGUUCCCACGAGAGCUUAGUCAGGACAGUCCAUGCCCGCCACGGUCCCUCCUCCUGCCAAGGGGGCCCAGAAAUCCCGCAGACCGUUCCCUGAAGCGGCUCUCCCUUGGCCGAGGUGCCGCGGGCCACGGCCACGCCACCCCCAGCCUGGCACAGGGACCGGCCCCAGCGACCAGUGCACUGCCCUCUUCGGCAGCCAGUGCUCAGCAGCUCAGGGAGAGCGUCGGUUGCUGAGUCAACAGAGUCGGGGUUCCACUCCCUUCCGUCUGCAGGUCUCCUGAGCAAGAAGAGAAAUGGGGAGGGAGGCGGAGGGGAGGGGAGCAGGUGGCUUUGCAGAGAUGGGGAGGCUGUCUCAGGGCAGACUGCGGGGCCACUCCUGGCUGAGUCCUGCGCGGAGCGGCCGUGGGACAAGGAGAGGCUUGCUGUCAGCAAGAGCUGCAAGUCAGGGUCUGAAAAUGGCAUUUCCUUACACUUGGGGAUAUAACGGGCCAGGCCGGUGCAGGGAGGGGGCAGAAAUGCCUCGUGACCCUGUUGGUGUUUCUGAAGGAGCAAAGCCUGCGAGAGGGGGGGUGGGGGGCGGGGCCAAAGCUGCCCCUCCUUGGCUGCUCCACGCGGCCAGGGGCAGGCUCGCCGAAGUGGAGAAUCUGGAUGGUGGCAUCAGCGACGAGCCUGGCUGCUGUGGUGGUGUCGUGCCAGCUAGUGGCAUGGCAGCCCUUCCUCUGCACCACAGCCCUUCUUCUCCACCACCUCCCCACAGAAUGCCUCCUUGUCCGCACAGGGAGCUGUUGUACAGGUCAGAGGCUGGGCACGGGAGGGGUCAGGGAAGCAGGACUGCUGGUGCUCCAGGGGACAGCAGACCCUUUGUGGCUGCUUUUCUUUCUUUUGGGUUCCACCAAAUAGGAAACUGAGGUCUGGAGAGGGGAGGUGACAGGGAGCUGGAGGCAGUCAGGCCACAUCCGGUCAGCCCCAUCCCGUGUUCCCCAGGUGCCAGGGGGCCCUCCCAGGCCAGAGGAUAAGGCUCCAGCUGCAGGCCCAGCCCUGAAAACCCGGGCGGGGGAAGUGACCCUGCUCGCCACACCCACUGGCACCCCUGCACCAUCCCGCCCACUCCACUCCCUCGCUGAGGUGGGCUGCUGCGGUGUGGCCGGCCAGGCCGGGUGAAGGUACAGGAGAAGGAACCGGGCAGUCUGUGCGGAGGGGGCUCCUCCCCAGCCAGGGACCGUGGUGGCACAAGCGAAGGGCAUUUCCCAGCCGGCUCCAUCUCCCGUGGUCCUUCCAUCCCUCUCCCUGCCCUCCAUACAGGGCUUUCUGGAACUCGGCACACUCAGACUGAGAGAGGGCAGUGUCUCAGCCCAGCCUGAGCCUACAGAAGGCUCGCUGCGUGCGGGGGCACAGCUCUUCCCUCCAGCACCGUGGCCGAGCUCUCUGCACUGUCCCCCUGAGCCGGUGCCCUUCAUCCUGUGUGCUCCCCCAGCUAACGCAGGACACGCUCAGGGAGGCUGGCUCCAGGACAGGGGCAAGUGGCAGUUAACACCAUGACCCCGUCUGUCCUGGUGCACAGUGGAGGACCAGGGGCCAAGUGCCACUGAGGCCCCACCCUCAGCCACCUCUACCUAGGACAUCUGUCCCCACCUGCAACAAAGCUCGGUGGAGGAAGAGGAAGCCAACAAGGGUAGGAGCAGGCUGCACUGUCCACUCUAGCGGGGUGAGGACCUGAGCAGGCCCCUCUCCCGGGGCCAGAGCCUUGAGGGAAGGAGACUGUGACAGCCUUGCCAUUGUUGUGCAGUUUCUAAGUCUGAUUUUUAGGGACAUCAGCUUCCGGGCUCUGCUCUCCUAGUCAAUGCCACACCGCACCCUCGGGCACAGGUCAGCCCCUUCCCCCCCCCCCCGGGGAGGCCUGGACCCAUUCUGACCAAAGCCUUUGCCCUGCCUCCCUGUGCCCCUCAGCUGGUGCUGCUGUACCAGCUUUAGCCAAGUAUCAUUCCUCCUCCUCCUUCUCUUCGCCAUCCUGGUGUUUUCCCUUUGAUGUUUAUUUACCGGAACUUAAGGCUACCACCUCCAGGAAGCCUUCCCAAAUGAGGACUGUCCAUUUCUAAUCUGCAUUUCUCUUGGUGGCCAGGAAAUUCCAACCACCAAAUAAAAUGUCACCUUUGGAAAGACUAAAAA
Ailuropoda melanoleuca (giant panda) is the source of this 4934-nucleotide messenger RNA. It is a transcript of the gene SH2D2A, whose product is annotated as SH2 domain containing 2A. The record is from RefSeq and is a predicted model, not a curated record. Bases 126 to 1430 code for a protein of 434 amino acids. Gene Ontology annotation, cellular component: cytoplasm. Lineage: Eukaryota; Metazoa; Chordata; Mammalia; Carnivora; Ursidae. The transcript has 8 exons.